UCUUCCUCCAAUGGUUCCUAUCGUACCUUCUGAGGGGGAGGAACUACGGGGCAACAGAAAACACAUUCAACAGGUCUGGUCUUGUCUCCUUUGGAAACCCCACAAGCAUAUACACGAGCAGAAGAUGGAGGGGUUGGGUGAGAAAUAGAGAGAGAGAGAGACAGAGAGAGAGAGAGAGCCUGUUGCUAUAGUAACCUGAGCAGCAUUGGUGCCAGUGGUGUAGAGGCUAAUUCUGGGCUGGGCUAAACCUGCAGAGAGAAACAGAGAGAGAGAGAGAGAGAGAGAGAGAGAGAGAGAGAGAGAGAGAGAGAGAGAGAGGAGGAACUGACCCCAGCCAUCCCAUAAUGCACCGCACGACAUGCUACUUACCCGCCUUGAGUCGAUUUUGCUGUCCCCAGGCUGCUCGCAGUUUCGUUGACGUCUGAGGUGGACAAGCGGAGAGGCGUAUAGGAGGGAAAAGUGCGAGACUCAAAAGACAAGCAGGUCGGUACUGACUGAUGUGCCUUUGACAUCCGCUGCUGCUUGGACCGCUUGAAAGGGAAAAGUCCCGCCCCUUUUACCUCCCAGCUUCCGCCUGCUGCUUCCGUGCCAACCGAGACGAACGAGGACGGCUUAGGCCACACAACUCACUCUACCUGGUCGCCAUAGCAACGCCCUUCGCGCCCCCCUCCCCUUCCUCCUUCUGAAUGCUCCUCAUGCUGCUCCUUGCACCUCUUCACAAGUCUGUUUCAUAAAGGAGAUUCGGCGGGCGGGACAAGACUUUCUCUCUCUCUCUCUGUGUGCGUGUGUGUGAGUGUGUGCGUGUGUGUGUGUGCAUGUGUGUGUGUGGGUGAGAGGCGACUGCUACACUGCCUCUCUCCACCACCACCCCCUCCCCACCCCACCUUUUUUUGUCCCCUCAACCGUAAUCAAUAAUGAGUUUCACCAUCCGUCUGACUGGACGGUUCAGCUGAGGAGAAAGUGAGUGGGAGAGAGACAUAGACGAACAGAGAGAGAGAGAGAAAGAGGUCUCCAAACUAGGAGGCCAAAAAUGGGCCUCUGAUAGUGGGUGAAUUCCUGCCGGACCCCCCAUAAAACACAUCCACCGUCUCCUCUCUCUUUGUGAACUUUGUGCACCUUCACACAAACGCAAACAAGGCAAAAAAAAGACUUUCUCUCUUGCUGUUACCGCCGCAUUGCCUGGAUUUCCUCCCCAUUCACUCUCAACUCGGCCCGAAAUGGCGGUGAAUGUGACACCCAUCCGGGACACCAAAUGGCUGACGCUGGAGGUGUGCCGCGAGUUCCAGCGGGGCACCUGCUCCCGGCCCGACUCUGAAUGUAAAUUUGCCCAUCCCGCCAAGAGCUGUCAGGUGGAGAACGGGAGGGUCAUCGCCUGCUUCGAUUCCCUCAAAGGCCGCUGCUCCAGAGAGAACUGUAAGUACCUGCACCCUCCACCACACUUGAAGACGCAGCUGGAGAUCAAUGGCAGAAAUAACCUGAUCCAGCAGAAGAACAUGGCCAUGCUCGCACAGCAGAUGCAACUGGCCAACGCCAUGAUGCCUGGCACACAACUGCAGCCUGUGCCCAUGUUCUCCGUCACGCCUAGCCUGGCUACCAACGCCACGGCAGCGGCCGCAGCAGCGUUUAACCCGUAUCUGGGCCCAGUGUCUCCAGGCCUGGUGCCCACCGAGAUCCUCCCCAGCGCCCCUGUACUAGUGACCAGCAGUCCCAACGCCCCUGUGCCCGCUGCAGCUGCCGCCGCAGCCCAGAAGCUGAUGAGGACAGACCGACUGGAGGUGUGUCGGGAGUACCAGCGAGGGAACUGCACGCGAGGUGAAAACGACUGCCGCUUCGCCCACCCAGCCGACAGCACCAUGAUCGACACCAACGACAACACAGUGACCGUGUGCAUGGACUACAUCAAGGGCCGCUGCUCCCGCGAGAAGUGCAAGUACUUCCACCCGCCGGCGCACCUGCAGGCCAAGAUCAAAGCCGCCCAGCACCAGGUCAACCAGGCGGCGGCGGCCGCCGCCAUGACUCAGUCGGCUGUCAAAUCACUGAAGCGACCCCUCGAGGCAACCUUUGACCUGGGGAUACCACCAGUUUUGCCUCCAUUACCAAAGAGACCUGCACUUGAAAAAACCAACGGUGCCACCGCCAUGUUCAACACUGGCAUGUUCCAGUACCAACAGGCUCUCACCAACAUGCAGUUCCAUCAACAGGCAGCCUUCAUACCGUCAGGCUCAAUAUUGUGCAUGACACCUGCAGCGAGUGUUGUUCCCAUGAUGCACGGUGCUUCGCCAGCCACUGUGUCAGCAGCCACCACAUCUGCCACAAGUGUUCCCUUCGCAACAGCCACAGCCAAUCAGAUUCCAAUAAUAUCUGCAGAUCAUCUGACUAGUCACAAGUAUGUGACUCAGAUGUAGGAACAUUUCAAACAAUCACAUCGAAGUGUGCUUGUGUGCCGUCCAGAUUUAGGAACCACCCUUUAUACACCAAGCAGAGCAAAAGAAGAUAAAGAAAACCAUGCCACCAUUCCCCGGAAUGACGGAAAACACGCAUGCUUAACACCGUUAAGGAGAUUUGACAUAGUUCAGUCGGAGUCUUGAAAACUCUUCACUUUGGUAAUCCAGACGAGAAAACGAGAAAAAACAAAAAAACAAAAGAACAUCACUGUCUGCCUUUUUGUCUAUGGAUGGUAAAACAAAAGCAUGCCAGAACCAUUUCAGUGACGAGAAAAAGGUCGAUGUGUGGCGUCUCGUGUCAUGUCGGUACAUCAGAUGAGGAUUUUUUUUGGGCGAAGGGUGGGAUUUAUUAUUAUUUUUUUGUGUUUCUUUUAUGGUUUACAAACGAAGGUGCACCUUGUUUCGAAAUAACGUAAAAGGAACAAAAAAACGAAUGUCAUUAUUGAGACUAGAUGUUCUGCAUGCAGUGUUCCAUUUGUAAGCCGAUAUUUUCUAGAACUUGAUUGUAAUGAGGUGGUUUUUUUUGGAGGGGGGGAGGGUGGGGGGUUGACGAAGGACACCUGCAAAAUGACAACAAUGAAUGUUCUAGUUGUACGACACAGCAGUGUUCCUUUCUAAGCACAUUGAAGCUUCGACUCUUCAUGUUGCCGACUCCACAUCAAGUGCCAUAGACAGUACUUGCAUCCAAAAAAGAUUAGACUUGUUUCUAGGUUACGUGUGUGUAUUAUUAAUGCCUUUGAGUCUCUAAUGUGAUGUCUUAUUCUUUUUUUUUCUUUAUUUCUUUCUGGUUAUCGUUUCAGUAUUUUUGGUCGUCGAUGGUUUAGUGAUACUGAACGUUUGUUACUUGCCCUACCUCCUCCCCCAACAUCCGUACAAAAUAAUAGCCAAAAAACACUCAAAGGGGCUCACUUUAGCUUUUAAGCGCUAGCUUCUGUUUCUCGGCUUUUCUUUUCAUUUUGUCCCAUUCUAGGCCGAGCGCUUGAAUCGGACUGCGUCCUCUGUUAUGCAGAGUGGAGAAGUGGCGUUCAGAUGAGUAUCGGACUGCGGAGGGGAGCUAACGGAUGCUAACACCAUCCUACUGAGAUACCAAAUCAGCGUCAGUUACGGUGGGGCAAUGCGUUUGUUUAUUUUUCUAUUUUUUUAGUGAAUUUACCCCAUUUCUUGUUCUGGGCUGUUUUCUAGGUUAGUUUAGUCUGAAAUUUCCAUUGAACGGAAAAUGAAAAGUGGGGAGAAGAGAAGGAUUAGCUUUCCUUUCUUUCUUUUUGUAAAAAAAAAAAGAUGAUAGCUUUUGUUGCUGUUGUUGUUUUGUUUUUUUUUCUUUUUGUAUUUUAUAUUUUGUGAUCAGGGCUGUGGGUGUGUGUUUUUUUCUGCUCCGCUCGGCCCCGCGUGGGUGGACGAUGAGGGCUGAGGUCACUGCAGCCUCACGGAAAAGAGCCGGAUAAACAAUGCGCGCUACGGCGCGUGGGCGUUUCACAGGGCCGCUGAUGAGCGCUGUUCGGUAGUAAAGUACAUCCGGCGAGGGCAUGAUUUAAUGAUUGUAUUAUUCAACAGCAAACCGCCUUAGGCCACACGAGCUCGGCGCCGCACAGUACGCCAUUCAGACAUGUCCACGCUCAGCUGUUCCCGUUCAAUUACGGCCGUUAACUUUUAUCCGCCGUAUGCCCUCUUCGUAGUCGUUUGUUGAUUGUUUUGACUGCAUUAUUUCAUUUGUAUCCGUCGAAAAAGAAAAAGAAAAACAAAAAACAUAGGAAUGUCUUGUCACAUAACUAAGCUUGGAUACCGUUCGUCGAGUAAGAUUUACCGAUAACUUUUGUAGUACUAUUAGAAAUAAUUUUUUCCGUUUGUUAUUGUGUUCUUCAUACCAUACUCAGUUUUAAAACUUGUGUAGUGCUGAUUUGAGUAUUAGUAGUACAAUUGUAAAACUAAAUGAUUUUUAUUUUUAGUGAAAGGUAAGACUUUUUGUUUAUUAUUUUUCCUUUUUUUUCCUUGUUUUCAAACAUCUUUUAUAUGGAUAUAAGAGGAAAAUAGUUGCCAAGAGACAAACUGAGUUGCUGCUGUGGCAUCAACUACAUCUAAUAUUGGAAUAUUUUAAUGAUCUUCUGGUUUGUAAUUAGUCAUUCGAAUUAGAAAAAAAAAAACUAUAGUUCUUAGAUGUUAAAGUUGUUUUCUACUGUAUUCAUUUCAAAUAGUAACUAUUGUUUGAAUAUUUCCAAUCUCCCUGGAAGUCAGGCCUUGUUAAAGGAGAAAAAGAAAAAAAAAAUAAUAAAGAAAAGCUGCAUAUAUGAUCACUCAAUAGAGGGCGGCGUGAUUGGAGGAUCAGGUCAGGUGGGUGGGCAGUACGACAAGAAACGGGUAAUACCAAAAAGGAGCCCUUUCGGUAAUGCGCCACGCGGCAGGAAGGCGAGGGGAUGAAGGUUGACUUUUUUUGCACUUCUGUACAUAGUCGAAAAAGAAAGAAAUCGUGUAUAAUAUUGAGAUCUUAUUUUGAAUAAAAAUGUCUAUAAAUAUGAGGAAUUUUGUUAACGAUAUUAAAGAAAAAAGAAAAAAGUCAGGCUGAACAAAACUGCUUGCAAGUGACACAGGAUAAAAAAAAUACACUCGAAAAAGGCGAAAAAACCGUCGCUUUGCUUUUUUUGUCAGCGGCUUGUAGCUUGCCAGGAAAAUCUUCGGGUGGAGGCGACCCUUGCCCUCCGAGAGGAAGGUCCUACGGGAAAGGCCGUCUCCGUCACGGACCCCGCAAACGGGUCCGACAACACGAAAUACAAGUCUUGUUUCUUUUCCUUCAUCCACUGAGGAUUGCAUGUUAAAGGAAAUAACAUAUACCACAAGAAAACUUCACCGAGUAAUACUGAAUAAACAAAACAUGUUAUACAGCAAAACUUAUUUACAGUAUACAUUGUAAUAUUAAUGUAAUGGACUAAAAAAAAGUGCAAAAAACAAAAAGUGGGUUUCUUAAAGGUUAAAAAAAAUUCGUAAAAGAGUACACUCACUGAGGUCGGAGCUCUCGACGACGACGACAACAACAUCUACAAGUGUACGUCAUAGCUAUAAGUAAGUUUUUUCUUUUCAUAUGUUGUAUUUUAAGUAGAUGAUGGAUCAACAACCAAAUUCUUUGGCGCUCAGAAACACGGAUACCUGCUGUAUCACGUUCCGAGUCGCCAAACGGAUUCUGUGUUACCAAAGUUGAUUGUGCUUACGCAUUUCUUGCUCGUUUUUUGCGACUCGUCGCCGACGGCCACAGAGGGGAGGAGUCCUUCUUUUUCAUCGGCUACAGAUGCACAUUUGAGUUUAUAACACAUUGUAAUCUCCUUAUGGUUUGUUUCUGCUUGUAGUGAUAAAUAAUGUAUUCUGUCCUACGCUGCAAUUUGUUUCAGCUAAUUUUAUUAUUUAGUGCUUUCUGAAGACGAGAGAAAAAAUAAAAAAGGUUUUUGUAAUUUAGCCACAUCUAGUCAGCCUCCACUCUUGAUGGCCUGCGCUCGAACUACUGACACAACAGUCUUAAGCCAUAGACAGUUUAUGGAUUCACAAGCAUCUAACCUCAACAUGGGAAGGUAUGGAUGAACAUCAUUAGAGCACGUCUUCUGGCAAUUAAUCUAUAGGUCAAUCUCUCAAGACGACGCAGGUACAUUAUUGGAGCGCGACGCUACAUUACAAAGACCUUAAAAUGGCUUUUAAUGCUUGAUUUCAUUCUUGCUGUUAUGGAAAAAAAAAAUCUAAUGAAAAUAUAUAAAUGAACUUAAAUAAAAGUGGAUUUGCAAAACAAACU
Messenger RNA from Colossoma macropomum (tambaqui), 6210 nucleotides. RefSeq names its product muscleblind-like protein 1. Gene Ontology annotation, molecular function: metal ion binding. Bases 1218 to 2405 code for a protein of 395 amino acids. The record is from RefSeq and is a predicted model, not a curated record. The transcript is spliced from 11 exons. Lineage: Eukaryota; Metazoa; Chordata; Actinopteri; Characiformes; Serrasalmidae.